AUGACCAUCAUGAUACCGCCGCCGUCUGCUAAAGGUACGAACGCUCACCUGGGAAAACCGGAGCAUGGGAACGAGUGUAAAAUCUUCGAUCUUCCCUGGGAGUUACGGAUGAAGGUGUACUCGUACAUCUUCUCGGGCCCACCUCGAAUGGUGAGACCUAUAAGACAGAGCCGUAAACGAAGUGACAAAGAGCCGGCCUCACCAACGUUCGGCCGAUACCGACGUACGAGUAUAUUGCUAGUCUGUCGCCGAUUCCACGACGACGUAACGCAAUACCUUUACUCGUCGAAUUCGUUCCGUAUAUUCCCUAUACAGCACCAGCCGUCUAUCGUGCCGAACAUCUGUGACCUUGCGCCGCGAUACAAAAGCGCAGUGAGGGUGCUGCGUCUCGUCCUGGGCUCGAGCUGGACCGAUCCGCCAGCAUCAUGGGUUGUGAAUGAGAAACUUGGGCUCCAGUACAUGGAGGGGGUUCAUACAUUGGAAAUACUGGUGCUGUGUGACCCGUCACACCCGAUGUUCGAGCCGUUCCGUGUUUCCAAGGAUUUUUAUACCCAAUUUUCAUGCCGACUACUGAACGGAAUACUGCGUGGCCUACCAAGGUUAACACACGUCGUGAUUGACGGGUAUUCGUCCAUUGAGAGAAACGGUGGCCUAGUGAGCGGCCUGGUUCAAGAAGUCCAGGCCACGAAGAAGAAGAUUCGAUGGGCUGGCCCCUUCAAAUCUUUGAAUGCAUCCCCCCUUUGUUGA
Arthroderma uncinatum is the source of this 747-nucleotide messenger RNA. RefSeq lists its product as uncharacterized. The record is from RefSeq and is a predicted model, not a curated record. NCBI's taxonomy places the organism in Eukaryota, Fungi, Ascomycota, Eurotiomycetes, Onygenales, Arthrodermataceae. The transcript has a single exon. Bases 1 to 747 code for a protein of 248 amino acids.